AACGCCAGCCAGCUCGGGCCCCAUGGCGCGGCGAUCCGCCCCGCUCCUCCGCCGCCUCCUCUCCUCCCCGCCCCCUCUCCCCGGCCACGGCGGCGGCGGCGCGCGCCGCACGGUGACCUACAUGCCGCGCCCGGGCGACGGCACGCCGCGCCCCGUCACGCUCAUCCCGGGCGACGGCAUCGGUCCCCUCGUCACCGGCGCCGUGCAGCAGGUCAUGGAGGCCAUGCACGCGCCGCUCUACUUCGAGUCCUACGACGUCCACGGCAACAUGCCCGCCGUGCCGCCCGCCGUCAUCGACUCCAUCCGCCGCAACAAGGUCUGCCUCAAGGGCGGCCUCGCCACCCCCGUCGGCGGGGGCGUCUCCUCCCUCAACAUGCAGCUCCGCAAGGAGCUCGACCUCUACGCCUCGCUCGUCAACUGCGCCAACGUACCGGGACUGCCCACCAGGCACAAGAACGUCGACAUCGUCGUCAUCAGGGAGAACACCGAGGGCGAGUACUCGGGACUCGAGCACGAGGUCGUGCCCGGGGUCGUAGAGAGCCUCAAGGUGAUCACGAAGUUUUGCUCUGAGAGGAUUGCCAAAUAUGCUUUUGAGUAUGCUUACCUCAACAACCGAAAGAAAGUCACAGCAGUGCAUAAAGCAAACAUCAUGAAGCUUGCUGAUGGCUUGUUCUUGGAGUCCUGCCGUGAGAUUGCCGCAAAAUAUCCUAGUAUUGAGUACAAUGAAAUCAUUGUUGACAAUUGCUGUAUGCAACUUGUUUCAAAGCCUGAACAAUUUGAUGUUAUGGUUACACCCAAUCUUUAUGGUAACUUGGUUGCCAACACAGCUGCAGGUCUUGUUGGAGGAACUGGUGUUAUGCCUGGAGGCAAUGUGGGCCAGGACCAUGCCAUCUUCGAGCAAGGUGCUUCUGCAGGAAAUGUGGGAAAUGACAAUCUUGUCGAGCAGCAGAGAGCAAACCCUGUCGCCCUGCUUCUAUCGUCUGCCAUGAUGCUGAGGCAUUUGCAGUUCCCAUCGUUUGCAGACCGUCUGGAAACUGCAGUGAAGCGUGUCGUUGAGGAAGGCCGAUACAGAACAAAGGAUCUGGGCGGCGACAGCACGACCCAGGAAGUUACUGAUGCAGUUAUUGCUAAUCUGGCUUAGAUACCUGAUGCAGGCCUGAAGAAUCUAUUCUUUUGGGGGGCUGGUUUACAAGUCCCACCCAACUCCCGAGCGUUAUUUUUCCGUACAGCAUUAGAUCGUCUAUUCUGUUUCAAAAUAAUUGAGGAACCCACCAGGAUUUUUCUUGUCACGAUACUUUGUAGCAGGGUAAACGCCUUGCAUUGCAGGGUGAAUCUGACAUACAUGGAAAGUUUAUUGUCAGUUCUGGUUCAUGGUUAUCAUCACUGCAUGAACCCGGAUCUGUUAUUCUGAAUUAUCAUCUGAGACUUUGCAUGGUUAUGCAAGGUCGUGCUUUA
This is a messenger RNA of Lolium rigidum, 1455 nucleotides long. RefSeq names its product isocitrate dehydrogenase [NAD] regulatory subunit 1, mitochondrial-like. Bases 23 to 1141 code for a protein of 372 amino acids. Gene Ontology annotation, molecular function: isocitrate dehydrogenase (NAD+) activity. Gene Ontology annotation, biological process: isocitrate metabolic process; tricarboxylic acid cycle. The transcript is spliced from 4 exons. The record is from RefSeq and is a predicted model, not a curated record. NCBI's taxonomy places the organism in Eukaryota, Viridiplantae, Streptophyta, Magnoliopsida, Poales, Poaceae. Gene Ontology annotation, cellular component: mitochondrion.